AUGGACUCAUUUUCCUACACGGGAAGAGGUUACCGUAGCAGUCAAAACAAUGAUUUUCCCCAGAAAAGAGGAAGAGGCGGUUUCACUCUGCCCUAUCGUGGCUCGGGAGUUGCUCCCGAGCAUCUUUCAGCUGUGCCUGUAUCAAUGGCCCAGCACGAGACUUCUGAUACUGGACCCUCCCAUCGGUUCUCUUUAGAGUUCAGAGCCAAUCUCGAGACCGUCGCAUCUGCCGGUCAGACAUGGCACGGGCGUUGCAUCCAGACCCUGAGAAUGGCGCUGCUGACUGUCGCAGCCGUCCGGGUCCUAAUACCCUCCAAGCUUAACUCGGCCGGCCGGCUAGGCAUCGAAUCAUUUUGCCGUUCGGCAACGCGUGGAUCAUACGCAGACCUUGAGUCGAGUGGUUCAGACGGGCGAUCCAGACUUUUUGCGACUCAUCGCUAUGGGCCUUUCUUCUUUGUCGUUAGAUGGGAGAUGCCGUUUUGGCAUUGGUCCGGCGGCCACGUUGAAGCUUUGAGCGGUACUAUACGAGGUGGUAUUGGCGCCUUGACGAAGAGGUCAAAGUCCAUCUCCCAUCGAAGCCGGGCACUUUUCACAGAUGGCGAUUUGUUCUUGCAACAGUCCUUCAGCCAGCAGCACGUAAGCGGUUCAUCAAUUCCCUGCGGCUGGCGUGUGAGAGAUGGUUUGGGACAGAUGAGCACCGAUCCCCUGGCGGUCCCUCCUCUGUCACUAACAGCAUUCAAUGGCAACCAACGUUGGGCGAGUUUUACUGAGCAGAAAGCCGCGAGAGUUUUGGGGGACAUAGAAUUAAGCUCGCAGAGACGCGUCGAUGAGACGGCGUUGUCUGUGUGGAAGUCGCAAUGGCAGGACUCAGCCAAGCGUAGCGGCAACUGUAAAUCUUACCUUAUUCGGAAGCUUAUUGGAAAUGAGGACCGAAAGAGGAAAAGAUAA
This is a messenger RNA of Colletotrichum lupini, 948 nucleotides long. RefSeq lists its product as uncharacterized. The record is from RefSeq and is a predicted model, not a curated record. Lineage: Eukaryota; Fungi; Ascomycota; Sordariomycetes; Glomerellales; Glomerellaceae. Bases 1 to 948 code for a protein of 315 amino acids. The transcript has 9 exons.